AUGGUCGUUACUAGCCAAAGUUUAUAUUUAAACAUUAAUAUGGAUAUUUACAAACGUGUACAAUCCGCUUAUCCCUCUCGUAAAUCGCAACCAUCAUCUGUAGGUUUUGACUCAAAGUCAGAAAAAGUCAAACAACGUCCUGUCACCGGUGGUAUUAGUCGUACACAACGACUCGAUACACAAAAUGGUCCGUAUAAAACGCUAUUUGAUAAUGAAGCAUUGAAUAAAACGCUGUUUGAUAAAGAAGCAUUGAAAACAUUACAAUUGCCAUAUGUAAUAAAUCGUCGACCAAAAACGGGCAGUACAACAUCAUCACGAGCAACUACAACUACAUCAACUAAUCGUAAAUUACGAACAGAUGAGAUAGAACAUUUACUAAAAAGUCUUGAUCGAGAUGAUUCUUACAUUGUUAAAGUUGAAUGUUUAGCAAAUUAUCGAACGCUAUGUCAAACGAUCGAUUUACGAAAAACUCCUCUUGAUUGUCAAUUGUUGUAUGCAUUACAAAAACGCGAAAAUAAAAUCGUUCAAUAUAAUGCGUGUCGCGAUACGCGAUUUAUUUCAUUAAUAGAUUCUCUACAACCAUCUAAAUAUAUUGUGAAUACUGAAAUUCAAUCGGCUUAA
Didymodactylos carnosus is the source of this 621-nucleotide messenger RNA. The record is from the annotation of a GenBank genome assembly. NCBI's taxonomy places the organism in Eukaryota, Metazoa, Rotifera, Eurotatoria, Philodinida, Philodinidae.